AGAGAGGAAGUGAAUCAGAUAAAGGCUUAUUAUUCUCAGUAUUUCCUCAGGGAUCUGGGAACCGGCUUCUCCCUCCUGCAGGUCUUAUGUCUGGCUCGAUGUGGUCUGACUGACCUGGAGGGGAUUUCUGCUCUUUCCUCCUUAAAGGAGCUGUAUGCGGCGUUCAACAGCGUCUCAGACCUGAGUCCAGUCAGUUUGCUGGAGGAUCUGGAGCUGCUGGAUCUGGAGGAGAACGAGGUUGAAGAUCAGGCUCAGUUGUGGUAUUUGGGCCGUUGUGUGAAGCUCAGGACACUUUCACUGGAAGGAAACCCUGUGUGCACCUGCCCCGCUCCAGGAGCCUCUGAGGUCUCGGGCUACAGCUACAGGUCUGCGGUGCGUGAGCUGAUCCCUCAGCUGAUCUUCCUCGAUGACGCUCCUGUUGAAGAGGACAAACCUCAACGCUGCAGAGCUUCACUGCAGGACUGGACUCUUCUCAGAGAAUCCAUCAGAGACGCUUCAGUCAGUGACGGCCUGGAGCUCACAGAUGCAGACACAGGUAAAGACAAACAGCAGCUUCUGGAGACUGUCUCAGCAGCACUCCAUGUGUUUAAGAGCGGCGUCAGACCUGCUUCAGCUCGGCCUGGAGAUCUGAGAAGCCGUCCAGACAGCGCCAGACCUCUCACUCCCUGCAGCGGAUCAAGACCAGGAUCGACCGGCUCCAACAUCACCGUCCUGAACCACGAGGCCAGCGAUCUGACCAACGGUAAACUCCUGCACUCACCCUGA
This is a messenger RNA of Sinocyclocheilus rhinocerous, 765 nucleotides long. Its product is annotated as leucine-rich repeat-containing protein 56-like. The record is from RefSeq and is a predicted model, not a curated record. The transcript has 3 exons. Lineage: Eukaryota; Metazoa; Chordata; Actinopteri; Cypriniformes; Cyprinidae. The annotation marks the transcript as partial.